GCCUCACACGCCCAAAGCGUGCUUUGCAACUUACAGCGGUCUUCAGUUUUCAUUAAAACGGUGUCGUUUGGCUUCUGAUCCCAACUUAAAUGCCCUAAUUCAUGACAUGGGCCAAAAGGUAAGACCUAAGGAAAUUAUUCGGAUCCGGUUCUCAGAAGAAAAGGGCUUACUAGACUUGGCCCAUUGGUAAUUAAGAUUAGCAACAUUUGGGCCCAUGCCCAAAUACGAUCUCAAUGCGUGAACUCUCAAAUAUCUAUUGAUCGACGAAUUUCGAAUUUUGGUACAAUUUCUACACAGCAGCAGCAGGAGCCGGAAAAUGGCGGGAAAGGAGGAGACUGCAGCUUUCGUCGCGGCACCGAAGCCGAAAUUUGAUGGCGAAUCGGAGGUGUGUUGGAGAAGAGAAGUCGAUCAAAAUUUCAAGCGUCUUCAGUGUCUGUUAUUCGGCGCAGACGCGGCUCUGGAGAAGGGUGAUUUCGGCUCGGCGCAAGUGCUAUCCCUAGGGCUCAUUGGAUUUCUGGACUCUCGCUCCAAUUCCUCAGUAGACGAGGCCUUCAUUCGCCCCAUUCGCAGUGAAGCUGUAUCCAAACUCGGCUGGGCUCGGCGCGCCUUGAUUCCUGAUUCCGAUCGCCAAGCAUUCGCGCAAGCAGGCAAGGAUCCAGGCUGCAUAUUCAGAAAGAGAGGUGAUAUUGAUUUGCAGAAGAUUAAGGAAUCCAAGUAUUUCCAAGCAAUUUGUCCGCAGUCCAGUGAAACAACUACAUAUGGAUUUAGAAAGCAACCUGACAAGCAGGAUAACUUGAAGACCUCCAAGACUCUCAUACAGGCAAAACUGACUUCCAUAUAUGGUAAUGGUCCUAAAGAAGACAAUCGAAGGUUCACGAGAGAAAAAAUAUCAGAAGAUUACGAACCUACUGAAAAAAAUAGUAUAAGCUACAACUAUCCCCGAAAUCAUUCUAUGCCUACCAUUAUUAAAAUAGAGGAUGAGGAAGGAGCUCGUGGGAUUGGUUUUAGAACAAAACGGUUGCAUAGGGAAACUAUUAGCCCUAGAACUGAAAACCUGAAAUCCCCAUCAGGCAGUGAAGAAGUUGAGGUUGAGGCUUCCAGUAAUGGAUUUGUUACUGCUAGAGCAAAACUGGAAAUGGAGGCUAGGAAAAAGCGAGGCUUAACUGGAUCGCCAAGUGCAUCCGUCUCGCCUCAAAGUGAUGCCGGAGCUCACAGGGGUUAUGGAGCCAGAUCUUAUGGGUUUUCUCGUCGUGGAGUGAGAGGUAAUUUUGUUCCUCCGAUCAGAUCGACUGGAAAUAAUACAGGCAAUGUGACUUCACGCACUUCUGGGAAGGGUGAAGAUGCAGUAGAAGAUUCCACAAAAAGAUGUUUGGAGUUGCUAUGCGGUCCUGAUGGUGAGCUUCCUGAAAAGUUACGGAAUUUAGAACCAAGGCUUAUUGAGCAUGUCAGUAAUGAGAUAAUGGACAGAGACCCCAAUGUCCGCUGGGAAGAUAUCGCUGGUUUGGAGCAUGCAAAAAAAUGUGUGACAGAGAUGGUGAUAUGGCCUUUGCUGCGUCCUGACAUAUUUAAAGGUUGCCGUUCUCCAGGCCGUGGUCUUCUCCUUUUUGGACCUCCUGGAACUGGCAAGACUAUGAUUGGGAAAGCAAUUGCUGGAGAGGCUAAAGCAACAUUUUUCUACAUAUCAGCCAGUUCAUUGACAAGCAAAUGGAUAGGUGAGGGUGAAAAGCUUGUGAGAGCACUUUUUGGCGUUGCUAGCUGUCGCCAACCUGCUGUGAUAUUUGUGGAUGAAAUAGACUCUCUUCUGUCUCAGCGCAAGUCAGACGGUGAACAUGAAUCCAGUAGGCGACUAAAGACACAAUUCCUCAUUGAAAUGGAAGGCUUUGACAGUGGGAGCGAGCAAAUUCUACUAAUAGGUGCAACUAAUAGACCUCAAGAACUUGAUGAGGCUGCAAGGAGACGACUCACGAAGAGACUGUACAUUCCACUCCCCACUUCAGAAGCAAGAUCCUGGAUCAUAAAGAACCUACUGGUGAAAGAUGGAUUGUUUAACCUUUCAAAUGAAGAUAUUGAUACUAUUUGCACAUUGACUGAAGGAUACUCGGGAUCUGAUAUGAAGAAUUUGGUGAAAGAUGCUACUAUGGGUCCACUGAGAGAAGCUCUAACACAGGGUAUAGAAAUUACAAAGCUGAAGAAGGAUGAUAUGAGGCCAGUAAAUCUUGAGGAUUUUGAGAAAGCAUUACAAGAGGUGAGGCCUUCGGUUUCACUCAACGAACUUGGCACGUACGAGAAGUGGAACCAGCAGUUCGGUAGCUUGUCGCUGUAGCAAAUGUCCAGAUAUUGAUUCAAAAUGCUGUAAGAUCACUUGCUUACAUCAACUUUUGCAAAUUGUUUUAUAGCAUUCGAACCUAAAUUGAACUAAUAGAUUCAUAAUAAUAAUAAUAAUAGUAAUGUCAUAAUCACGAGACUCUGAACCAGUUCAAAUUAAUUAGUCGAUCUUAGUUUCUCGUGCCUCAAGUCUUAAGAGUUCUGGCUAAGGUUAAUUCUCUAACUAGUUGAAUUAGUGACCAAAAAAUUAGGAAAAGAAAACUGUAGCAUGUGAAGCAUCUUGACAUUAGUGAGUUUGUCUGCCACUUGUAGGUGCUUAUCGCUUAAGUGAUAAUGUAAUACUAAUAUAUCCAUGUUAUACUGUUUUGUUGUCCAA
This is a messenger RNA of Erythranthe guttata (spotted monkey flower), 2701 nucleotides long. Its product is annotated as P-loop containing nucleoside triphosphate hydrolases superfamily protein. Lineage: Eukaryota; Viridiplantae; Streptophyta; Magnoliopsida; Lamiales; Phrymaceae. Gene Ontology annotation, molecular function: ATP binding; ATP hydrolysis activity. The record is from RefSeq and is a predicted model, not a curated record.